Messenger RNA from Misgurnus anguillicaudatus (oriental weatherfish), 2201 nucleotides. It is a transcript of the gene scai, whose product is annotated as suppressor of cancer cell invasion. The record is from RefSeq and is a predicted model, not a curated record. Gene Ontology annotation, biological process: DNA-templated transcription. Gene Ontology annotation, molecular function: transcription corepressor activity. Lineage: Eukaryota; Metazoa; Chordata; Actinopteri; Cypriniformes; Cobitidae.
CAGACGCUGGGUUCUGACAAGCAGUUUAGUUUGAGAGGGCUUUCGCAACACAGUCAAUGGAAAUUCGGCUGGGCAGAUUCAACCGUCGACUGCUAUAGAUGGCGAAUGGCAGAUACUCCCUGCCCGAUCCUGGGAGGGUGAUUUGAAUGAGUUGGAUGUAAAUGACGGGGUUGCACUGGUCGGUGUGAUAUUUUAGGUGCCAUCGACCUGGCAGAGGUUUCCUGAAGAGCCGACAGAGAAGACAACUGCACUGAAUUACGUUAGUGCUCAGAGUCAAAGAGUUGUCGUGUUUUACCGCAUCCUGAUCCUGAUAAGAGAGACAGACGUCGGGCGAGAGCAGCUGCCAUGACAGGGGUGGGAGCAGAGGAUGACAUUCCUCUCUGUGAGAGGAAAACUGUCACAGACUUCUGCUAUCUCCUGGACAAGUCCAAGCAACUUUUCAAUGGCUUAAGGGAUUUGCCUCAGUAUGGACACAAGCAGUGGCAGUCUUAUUUCGGCCGAACAUUUGAUGUGUAUACCAAGCUAUGGAAGUUUCAGCAGCAGCACAGACAAGUCCUGGACAACCGGUAUGGUCUCAAAAGGUGGCAGAUAGGCGAGGUUGCCUCAAAAAUUGGCCAGCUGUACUACCAUUACUACCUCCGCACUUCGGAAACAAGCUACUUAAAUGAAGCCUUUUCUUUCUAUUCGGCCAUUCGCCAACGAUCGUAUUAUCACCAAGUCAACAAAGAAGACAGGCCAGAGCUGGUGGUUAAAAAACUGAGGUAUUACGCCCGGUUUAUCGUCGUUUGUCUGUUGCUCAACAAGAUGGACCUGGUUAAAGUGUUGGUCAAGGAGCUUUCUGAUGAAAUUGAGGACUACACCCAGCGCUUCAAUACAGAAGACCAGCUGGAGUGGAACCUGGUGCUGCAGGAAGUUGCUGCUUUUGUGGAGGCAGAUCCACUUAUGAUCCUUAAUGAUGACAACGGUGUGGUGGUCAUAUCCAAUCGUCUACAGGAAGGGGGCGUGCCCUCGCUUGAACAGGGCAUGGUGGUUGGCCAGCUCACCUUGGCAGAUGCGCUCAUCAUUGGCAACUGUAACAAUCAGGUGAAGUUUAGUGAGCUGACCAUCGAUAUGUUUCGUAUGCUUCAAGCUCUUGAAAGGGAACCGGUGAACUUGGCCACGCAAAGCUCCAAGCCAGGGACACUUGUAAGAGAAGACUCUUACACUCUCCCUGUCACUCUCUAUGAGCCCAAUGAAAAGCCGGCCAAGCGAGAGAAUCCUCAUAAAUAUCUCCUCUACAAACCAACCUUCAGCCAGCUUUACACUUUCCUGUCUGCCUCUUUCAAGGAGCUGCCAGCCAAUAGCGUUCUGCUGCUGUAUUUAUCUGCCACUGGAGUUUUCCCUAAUGGACGCUCGGAGUGUGAAGGACCUUAUGACUUUGGAGGCGUCCUGACCAAUACUAACCGAGAUGUGGUGAACGGUGAAAUGGUGCAGAAGAGGAACCAGGCACAAAAAGAGAUGCACUGCCUCCACCCAGGAGACCUAUUCCCCUUUACCAGGAAACCUCUGUUUAUCAUUGUAGACUCAUCUAACAGCACAGCUUAUAAGAAUUUUUCCAAUCUGUUUGGCCAGCCACUGGUGUGCUUGCUUUCCCCUACAGUAUAUCCGAAGAGCAUGCAAGACCAAUCUCAGCGUGGGAGUUUGUUUACUCUCUUCCUCUACAACCCCCUCAUGGGCUUCCUGUCUGUCUGUGGACUGACCAGCAUGCGCUAUGGAUUGUGGGAAAAGGCCCAGGAACUCCUGCGGAAGGUUUUCCAUGACAUCGGCCAAAUGAUCACCGGUUCACGAGUCAUAGAUCAAGCCUAUCUGCAGUUUUAUGGAGACGAGUUUCUGCGUCUGCUAAUGAUCCGCUUUGUGUUCUGCUGCACCACGCUUAGACUACACAAGCUCUUCCGGGAAGCGAGGAGUUUUCCAGAAUCGUACCCACCGCUGCCUAAACAGGAGAUGGUGGAGAGCAGCCUUCUACAGAAACACGUGCUGGAGCUGGCAGCCAUGUUGGACGUGCAAAACCUUUUCUCUGAUGGCAUGUUGGAUAACUAUUGACCACAUGGUGGCACCAGGCCAAUUUACGCACAUACACAACCUCAUACACACACACACAUACACAAGUUGUACUGUAGGUAGUUUCUUCUGAAUAAACUUGCUCUAAACAUUUAGAUCUA